Messenger RNA from Blepharisma stoltei, 4215 nucleotides. NCBI's taxonomy places the organism in Eukaryota, Ciliophora, Heterotrichea, Heterotrichida, Blepharismidae. The record is from the annotation of a GenBank genome assembly.
AUGGCAGUUUUAGAAAAAUCUCCUAUAGAUGAUCGCCUCUACAAGUAUUUUGAAUUGCCAAACAAAAUGAAAUGCUUAGCAAUAAGUGACCCCACAACUGAUAUUUCUGCAGCUGCAGUUAACGUUGAAGUUGGAAAUAUCUCAGAUCCUCCCGAAUAUCAAGGAUUAGCUCACUUUUUAGAACACAUGCUAUUUAUGGGUACAGAAAAAUAUCCAGGAGAAAAUCACUACAAAUCUUUCAUUUCUAAACACGCUGGUUACAAUAAUGCUUCUACCUCUCAAGAGAGCACAAGAUAUUAUUUUAGCGUUUCUUCCCAAAAUUUAUAUGAAGCAUUAGAUAUUUUUUCUCAAUUUUUUAUUCAGCCUUUAUUAGGUGAGGAUGCAGUAAGCAGAGAAAUGAAAGCUGUAGAUGCUGAGCAUAAGAAAAACUUAAAAAAUGAUAUCAGGAGAUAUUUUAGACUGCUGAGGAUGGCUUCAAAACCUGGGCAUCCUUUUGGGCUAUUUGGAACUGGAUGCUUUGAGACGCUAAAUAAACCAGAUAUUUAUACUGAGGUUAAAAGGUUUUAUCAAGAAAAAUAUUCAAGCAACUUGAUGAGUGUAGCUGUCUUAGGAAAAGAACCGAUUGAAAUACUAGAAAAAUGGAUUGAGGACUGUUUUUCUAAUAUCCCUAAUAAAGAAUUAAUUCCUGAUAAACUUGAAGAACAGCCUUUCGAUGAGACUACUAAUGGUUUUUUAACCAAAAUAAUUUCAGUGAAAAAUAAAAAAGAAAUAAAAUUCGUGUGGCAAUUUCCUGGCCUAUCUCAAUAUUACCUCAGCAAACCUGGAAAAUACUUAACUCAUUUAAUAGGCCAUGAAGGAAAAAACAGCUUAUUAUCUGCCCUCACUAAUGAAGAAUUAGCUAGUUCUUUGGUCACAGAAAUUUCUUUUGAUCUUUCCUCUUUUUCUUUAUUUGUAAUUACUAUCACUCUAACUGACAAAGGCUUUGCCCAUUACGAUCGUGUUGUAGAAUUGGUGCACGAGCACAUUGAAAUUUUAAAGGAAAAAGGAAUCCAUUAACAUUAGCAUUAACUUAAAUAUAGAGAAGUUCGCUGUAAUUCCCACUUAAGGGCCUACCUCCACCCGUCACGCUCCACUCGGCUGCUCACCACCGACCGACCACGACCUUCUAAAGUGUUACUCCUUCUGGACGAGGAUGUGCACUCGCUACCCGAAGUUGGAUGAGUUGCGUCACCGUGCCGUACGCCAGCAGAGUUGUCUUUUCCGAAAAUUUGAAAAACAAAUUUUCUGGUCAGACUCACGGCCAAAAUGAAAAUCCAAAGCCUGGGACGUAACUCCCAGUUUCACGCUAGAGAGUUGCCCGAUAGACCAAGAGGAACUCAUUGGCGCUGCUGAGCUUCUCCUUUCCAACAUUGGAAUCCAUUACCCUGAGGUAAAAACCUUGUCAUCAGAGUGAACUGCGGUCGACCAAAUUCGACAUUGCGCUCCACUGUGCCAAGGAAAAACCUAGCCGGAUACCUAUACCGAGCGCCAAAUUCCCUUCCACAAGGUCCCCGAGUCCUAGAAGGAGCCCGGCUACAGGUGUUGAGAAAAAGGGCUGGUUCGCCGUCGCCAUUUUAAUAAGUAUAUGGAAAAAGGAAUCCAAAAAUGGGUAUUCGACGAGCUGAGAUUUAUGGAUAUUGCAAAUUUCAAUAAUAAAAGUGAAAAGAGCCCUGCUGAUGAAGUCAUUGAGCUUUCAAGAAAUCUUCAUAAAUAUCCUCCUGAAAAAAUAAUUUCAGGGCCAUGCAUUAGGGAAGAAUGGAACCCAGAGCUUAUAAGGUCUCUGUUAGAUUUGAUGAGACCUUCAAAUUUACAAAUUUAUUUUCUUUGUCAAAAGUUUGACAAAACUAAUAUGGCUGAAGAAAGCUUUUAUGGGACUUUUUAUAGCAGAGAGAGAUUUUCAGAUGAAUUGUUAGCAAAAAUGAUAUCACCAAGAAGAAAUAGCAAUAAAGAGGUAAUAUUAGACCUUCCUGUUCCUAAUGAUUUUAUUCCAACUUUAUUUCAUAUAGAAGAACCUCAAGAUUUAAAGUUAGUCCCAAAUUUAUUGCUAGAUGACGAGAAAAAUACAGUCUGGCAUAUGUUUGACAAUUCAUUUAAGGCUGAUAAAAUAAUAGCUGAAUUGAUGAUUUAUUGUGGAGAUUGUGCUGUCCAUUUAAAUCCAUUUUUCCAUGUUUUGGCUCAGUUAUGAAACGACAUGUUUUAUCAUAAAUUCCGAGAAACUGAUUAUAUCUAAGGACUGGUUAUAGCUCUAUUCUAUCAGCAAUAUUUCCAACUAGGUAAUAGUUACUACGACCAGCCAAAUAAGCUCAAAAAUGCUUUAAUUUUCACAUACUGAUUCGCUUAGCUAGCUUUAUAAGUUUUGUAUUAUACUCCUCAAGUUAAGACCCAUCAUGUGCUAUAAGCCAUCCUGAACUAUAUCUUGCUAAAUGUGCUGGGCUUAAAUUAUCAUUUGACUUUACAUAUUAUGGGCUAAAAAUAAAUUUAAAUGGCUACAGCCAAAGAUUCGCUAAUUUUUUCGAAACUGUUAUCAGUGCUUUAUCAUCUUUUGAAAUUACUGAAAACGACUGUUCAAUCUUUGAUAUUUACUAUAUAAAGAAAAAAUCUGCUCUUGAAAGCCUAGCAUUGUCGCCGGAACCAAUAGAUGAAGCUUUUAACAUGUUUAAAGACUUGGUGUCUGUAAAUGGAUAUUUUUCACAUCAGGAAAAAUUAGAAGUAUUAAGAAAUGUUACUUUUCAGGAUAUUCUCUGGUUUAGCAAAAAAUGGUUAAAGAAUGUCAGAUUUGAGUGGCUUAUCUUAGGCUGCAUAAACGCAGAAUCAGCUUUAAAUAUGGCUCAAGCUGUAGCAAGUAUAUUUGAAAGCAAAAGAAAUAUUCAAUAUAUUUCUAAAGAAGAUUAUCCUAUUAAUGAAAUUGUUACGAUUCCGUCAGUUUCUACAGAUAAAUCACUAUCAAAUUUAGUCUAUUCAAAACACAUAUAGGAUUUCCCCCUAUAUUGCUCUGUAAGGGCUGUGGAUUCUGUCCGGAAUCCUUUGGUUGGUGGAACCAACAAGUGAGUUGGCCAGACUAGCGUACUGAGUUGUUUCCACCAACCAAAGGAUUCGGACAGAAUCCACAGCCCUUACAGGGCUAUAUAAGGUAAAACCCUAUAGAAGAUAAAACAAACAAAAAUUCUGCAGUUGUCGCAAUUUGGCAAAUAGGAACUGAAGACCCAAAAGCUUUUGCAGGCAUGCACAUAAUUUUAAAAUUUUUAAAGGAGCCUUGCUUUACAACUUUAAGGACAAAAGAGCAGCUAGGGUAUAUUGUAUCUGCAAAUCACCGUAGAAUUCGAGGAAAUUUAUAUCUUUCAAUAGAUAUUCAAUCUUCAGUCUCCUGUUGUGCACAUGUAACUGAAAGAAUUUCAUGCUUUAUUGAUGCAAUGAGACAAAAAGUGCUAGAGAUUACAGAUGAGGAAUAUGAAAAAAUUAAAAAUUCUGCUAAAAAUGCCUGGGCACGGAAAGAUGUGGCAUUGAUUGGCAAAUUUGACAGAUUUAUGACGGAAGUUGUGAGAAGGUCAUAUCUUAGAACUUAGAAUAUUAGAGUGUUUAAAGUGCAAUUCAGUUCUCUAGGGAAUUAUAAAGACGCAUGGCUCACCCCAGUAGACACACAAGCAGUGGCAGGCAUUUCCUAUGUUACCCUUUUUAUCGGGUCGAAGGACCCUAAGCAAAUGAUAGCCACUAAGCCAGGACGCGCUAUCUAUUUCUACGCCUUUUCUGUCUAAGAGUCUACCACUCGGAAGUGUCAAGUGGUAAAUUCCAUGCUAAAAAUCCAAAGGGCCUCAGUCCACAACUUAUCCUACAGGUUUCUAUAGAUAAAGAUUUACUAGAUAGCCGAAAACCAUAAUAAUAAAUAUCUUGGAGAGAGUGUAUUCCGAUGGUAGCCAUUUUAUUAUUAUCUUUAGAAAGUCAUAUCAAUUUACAAAAAAGGAAGACAUCGAGCAAGUUAUGCAUUCUUAUACAAAGGAGGAGUUUCAGAAUUUAUUUGAGAGGAUCUUUUAUAAGAAUUCUGCUAGGGUUGAUUUGGAGCUUAUAAGUGAAAAUCUGAGAGAAGAGCAAGAAGUUCUGGAAAAGCAAUGUGAGAAGAUGAAAAUUCAAAGUCCAAAUUAUUUCAAAAGAAGCAAUGCAAUCAUAUAUAAUAGUAGAUAA